AUGACCACCAAAGAAAUAUAUCCUCAUCAGUUACAGGACCGCAAAGUAUCGUCAAAAAUUCUUCAUCCCAAUUUCAUUCCAAGCCUCCUUCACCACGAUGAGGCCUUACUGGAGUUAGAAAAACCAUUCACUGCUGCAAAAAACGUGCAGCUUGCGUGUUUGCCACCACAAGGAAUGGAAUUUACCAGUGAGCACUGUUUUGCCACUGGUUGGGGAAAGACUUCAUCUGAUGCCGACAGCUAUCAUGAAAUCCUCAAAAGAAUUCCAUUACCCAUGGUUCAAAGAGCCGAAUGCCAAAAUGCUCUCAGAACUACCACGCUUGGCAACCGAUUCCGUCUGCAUGAGUCGUUCAUCUGUGCAGGCGGUAAGGAAGGCAUCGACAUGUACCGAGGAGACGGCGGAUCUCCUCUUGUAUGCCCGGUUGAAGGCGUUCCGAACAAGUAUUACCAAGCCGGUAUUGUGGCUUGGGGUAUCAAUUUUGGCCAGACUGAUAUCCCCGGAGUUUAUGUUCGUACCAGUUCGUACUCUCACUGGAUUAAUAACGAACUGUCGAAAAUCAAUUAUGGACCUAUAGAUAAACGAAUCGAUAUAUGGUACUGGACAAAAUAAAAUGCU
Molecule: messenger RNA, 615 nt
Organism: Aedes albopictus (Asian tiger mosquito)
Lineage: Eukaryota; Metazoa; Arthropoda; Insecta; Diptera; Culicidae
Product: phenoloxidase-activating factor 2-like
Exons: 2
Coding region: 1-609 (202 amino acids)
Biological process (GO): proteolysis
Molecular function (GO): serine-type endopeptidase activity
Source: RefSeq, a predicted model, not a curated record